Molecule: messenger RNA, 1566 nt
Organism: Rotaria sp. Silwood1
Lineage: Eukaryota; Metazoa; Rotifera; Eurotatoria; Philodinida; Philodinidae
Source: the annotation of a GenBank genome assembly
AUGUCAAAUAAUCAAUAUGAAUUAGUUCAACAUUGUAUUGAUACGAAUGAAUUCGUAACAAUAGAAUUUAAUAAUCGUUAUUUAUUAUUUCAUCAAAAUCUAAUUCAACAUUCAAAUAAUCAUCAAUUAGAUUUAAAAUUAUCAUCAAUUAUUGUUCGAAAAAUUUUUGGCUACAAUUUAUUAUCAAUUAAAGAUGCAAAAAUAACAAUUCAUGUUAAUUCAUCAUUUUAUGAUACGAUUAUAUUUGCUGAUACAUCAAUUGUCUAUAUACGUAAACGAACAUUAAUUAAUGAUAAUGAUCAAAAUGAUAAUAUUAAAAAAUUUAAAAUACUUCCAUAUUAUGUAUAUGAAGAUUUAGAAUUACUUAAAAAUAUUGGAAUGUCAAAAGAUGAUAUUGAUUUAUUUAUUAAAAAACUUAAUGCAAAUGAUAAUAUAGAUUUAUUUAAUUCAAAUAAAUAUGAUCAUAUUAUUCAACGAAUAAUUAAAUAUACUGAUAUAUCAACAAGAUUAAAAUGUCGACAAGUUUCACAUAAAUGGAAAAAUUUUGUUGAUAGUUCAAUUGCGUGGAAUCAUGUUAAAUUAUCAAAACUUUGUCGAUAUGUUGAUCGAGCAUUGAAUUAUUUUCAAAAUAUUGAUAUACGAGAAUUGGACCUUUCUGAAUCAACAUUUGAAGCAACAGCAUUUGAAUUAUAUAGUCAAUUUUAUUUAUAUUCAUUACGAUCACUUUGUAUAUCAACUGAUCAUCCAUUAGAAUUAUUUACAUUAUUAUUUAAAAUAUCUCCAUUUUUACAACAUAUUAGAUUAAUUCAAACUUAUAAUUCAUCAAUAAAAUUUAAAAAUAAUAAUCAUUUAUAUGAUUGUAUUCAUUUUGUUAUAUGUCAAUGUCAAGAACAAUUGAAAUGUUUACGUCGUUUACAUAUUCAAUUACGAUCUGUAUCUGAUCAGAUGGUUGAAGAAAAAACUUUUCAAUUAUGGCGUCGUUUACUCAUUAUUUCUAAUAUCUUUUAUAUACUAUUGGCAUUAACAUUUUUAUUUUUUGCCAUAUUUACACGAGUUAAUUCUUUAAUAAUAGAUCUUCAUUUAUUUGUUGGGUUACUUAUAUUGAGUUUAUUUUUAAUAUUUUUAUCCAUAUUUGGUAUAAUUGCUGCUGCAAAACAUCAUCAAGUAUUAUUAUUUUUUUAUAUUAUUCUUUUAGUUAUAUUAUUUCUAUUUCAAUUUAUUCUUGCAUGUACUUAUUUAACAAUACGUGGUGAAAAAAAAUAUGAUUUAUUAAAAGAAAGUUAUAAAAAAUCAACUGAUCAUAUACAAUUAAAAUAUAAUUGUUGUGGAUUUGAUAAUUUAACAAGCUUUAAUCGUGAUGUAACAUGUCAAAAUUUACCUUGUUGUCAUAUAUCAAGUCAAUGUUGUGAAACAUUAUCUAUGUGUUACAUAUCAUUAAAUAACGAACUUGAUAAAAAUUUACAAAUUAUUGGCUCAAUUAUGCUCAUAUUUACAUUAACACAAAUAAUUAUUAUUUAUAUGACAUUAAAAUUUCGAAAUUUUCGAAAUCCAGCAAUACUUAUUUAA